Molecule: messenger RNA, 4563 nt
Organism: Plasmodium vinckei vinckei
Lineage: Eukaryota; Apicomplexa; Aconoidasida; Haemosporida; Plasmodiidae
Product: conserved Plasmodium protein, unknown function
Exons: 1
Coding region: 1-4563 (1520 amino acids)
Source: RefSeq, a predicted model, not a curated record
AUGGAUGGGUUUGACGAGGCAAAAAUGAAGCAGCUUCAGCUGUUAAAGGAAAAAAUGAAAAUAGCAAAAGCACAAAAACCUGAUGAUAGUGCAAAAAAAGUUGAAGGUAAUUUUUCUCAUGAUGUUAGAAAUGUUCGAUCUUUUGAAACUGAAGAUAUGCAAUUUAAUAAACCAGGAAAAAAAAUAUUUGACAUAUUUUCAACAAAUAAAAAAAUAUUAAAUCCAAAAUUAAACAGAAACAUUUUUCAGCAAUCAAAAAGUGCCACCAAUUUGCCUUUUAAACCCAAAAAUGAAAAUGGGGUAGUGGCUAAUGAUACUGAAGUAUUUGAUACUCCUCUUACUUUUGAAGAAGUUAUGAGACGAAAAAAUGAAAAAAAGAAAUUAGAAGUCGAAAAAAAUCCACAAUCUAUUUUUUCUGGCAUGUUAAAUAAUAAACAAGAUAAUAUGACUCCCGAAAAGGGAAAUAUAAAUAAUAUGUCUUCAACAUUUAAUGGAACAAGUUACAAUACUACUAAUAAUAUAGGAGACUAUCGUGGAUUUGAGCAAAAUAAUUUUAAUAUUGAAUCUCCUGAAAAAAAAAACACAUAUCCUGGCACAAUUCCAACUAAUACGAAUAGCACUGAUAAUAUUAAUAAUCGUAUUGGUGAUAAUUUAGUAAAAAAUCCAAAUGUGUUAAGUUCAGGAAAUAUGAAUACCAAACUAGCUUUUGGAACUAAAGAAAUAAAAAAUUCAAGUUCUCUAAAUUUAAAUACUUUUAGUAAUAUAUUUCAAGAAAAUACUUCAAAUAAUAAUUCCGUUUCUCAACAACGGAAUAUAUUAAGUGAAAGUUUGCCUCUUAAUUUUGAAAGCCAAAAUGCAAGAAUGAAUAUUUUAAAUAAUGCUAAUAAUAAUGAAAAAAAUCCAAACAUAAAUAAUAAUAAUAAUAAUAUUGGAAAAUUUAACAAUUCCAAUAAUAGUAUUAACAAUAAUAGUAGCAGAUUAUUUGAUAUGAAUUCAGGUGCUCAAAUGAAGGACUUUCAGCAAAUGCAGCAACAAACUAACAAUAAUGCUUCAAUUUUUGGUGGUGCACACAAAUUAAAUGAAUUUAAUCUGAACAAGUCAGGGAAUUUUAAUAAUUCCAAUAGUGCACUAAAUAACAACAUGAACAUGUCAGGCAAUUUUAAUAAUUCCAAUAAUGCACUAAAUAACAACAUGAACAAAUCAGGUAUUUUUAAUAAUUUAAAUAGCGGACCUAAUAACAGCAUGAACAAGUCAGGUAUUUUUAGCAAUUUAAGAAAUACCACAAAUAAUGCUGACAAUUCCGAAAGUAAGAAUAUGACAAACACAAAUAAUAUUUUUAAUAAUAAAUCAAAUAUUGGAAAUAUGAAUAAUUCAUAUGGUAGCAUAAUAAAGCCAAAUGGAACAAAUAAUAUAGCCAAUACAAACAUUCCCAAUAAUAAUGAUAAUAAUAACAAUUAUAAUGACGGGGCAAAAAUUUUUAAUUCAAAUAUGAAAAAUAAUAUGUUUAAUAAUACGACCACUAGUAAUAACAAUUCUCUUAUAAAUAAUAAUAAUAAUGUUACAUCAUCGAUAUUUAGUAAAACCAGUAGUUUAUUUAACAAAACGCCACCUAAAGAAGGUAAUAUAUUUGGUAGCGCUGGGAAUAAUGCAUUUAAUAAUACUACUAGUGAUACAAUUUCUAAUAAUCAAUUUAAUAAUACUAUAAAUUUAUCUAAAAGUAGUGGAAAUAUUCUUCCAAAUGAAAAAAAUAUAUUUGGAUCAUCGAAUGUUAAUCAAACAAUAUUUGGUACUACUACUACUCCCCCCACUUCUACUAUUGCUAAUAAUACGGGACCCAAACCGAAUAAUAUAUUUGGUAAUGGCACUAUAAAUAGUAAUAACCUCACACAGAAUAGUGCACAAAAUAAUAUAUUUAAUAAUCAAAUGGGAGAAAGUAAAAACAUAUUUUCACUUAAUAAUAACUUAAAUAAUUCUGAAGGUUCUAAACUUAAUUUUGCUAACACCAAUUCAAAUGUUGUACCAAAUAAUAAUGAACAGCUAAAAAUGAUGAAAUUUAAAAAUACAUUAUCACAAGUAAAAAACAUAAAUAUGAAUUCACCAAAUGGCUCUAUUCAAAACCCGAACAAUUUUCCAAUAACAGCUACUGAAAAUGGUAUAAAAAAUGGUCAGGUAAUUGCUGGCCAAAUAAAUAAUACCCAUCUUACAAAGCCAAAUUUAAAUGAUAAUAAAAUAAGUUCAAUUUCUGAUCAAAAUAAAAAUUCAGAUAAUAGUGUUGACCUUCCAUCAAAUAAUGCUAAUGAUGAUAAGGAAGGUAAAAAUCUUCGAAAAACUAUAUCAACAUAUUUUAAUAAUUUAAUACCAUCCAUAUUUUCAAAUUCUAGCAAACCUGUUCAAAACACAGAUAAUGUCAAAGAAACAAAUGCAAGUGAAACGAAUGAAACAUCUGUACAAUCUAAUGAAUCAAAUGAUAAAUCAAUUUCUCAUAACUUAAAUGAAAAAAUUAUAAACAAAGAAUCUAGUAAUAAUAAUUUUGCUGAAAAUGUUAAUACUAAACAGAUGGCACCACAAAAAAAUAAUGAAAAUAAAUUGGGUAAUAAUAAUUUUUCAAAUAAAUUACCUCUUGAAAAUAAACAAAUUAAUCAUGCUUUUCCAAAUCCAAACAUGCAAAACACACCAAAUAAUGGAAAACCCUUAUUUCUUAAUCAAAAUGCCAGUUUAUUUGGGGCUCAGCAAACAAAUUCUAACAAUCUACUUAAAAAUAAUAACAUGUUUGGUGGAGAACAAAACAAGAAUAACACCCCUCAGCAAAAUAAUAACAUAUUUGGCGGUAAUAAAAAUAUUUUCGGAGCAAGUAACAUUUUUUCGAGUAACGCGAACCCUGGCAUAAACGUAAACAAACUAUCAAGUUUGAACAAUGAUAAUACACAAAAUAAUAAUAUGCAAAAUAAGGCAAAUAAUAAAGUCCUAUUAUCAUUAUCAAGUGAUAUGAAAAAAAAUCUGUAUGAAAACAAUUCAGUUACAAAAGAAACCGCAAUUUCAAGUAUGGCUAACAAUACGACAAAUAAUGACAUUUUUAAAAAAAAUAAAAAUAAUAGUUUUAUUAAUUUAAAUUCAGAAAAUUUUGAAAAUAAAGAAGAAUUUGAAAAGUUUGAUAAAAUAUAUAAAAACAUAAAUUGUAUAGAUAAAAAUAUAAAUUAUAUAAAUAAAUAUGCCCCCGAAAAUAUAAACAAUACAAAUAAUUAUAUCGGUGAAAAUAGUAGUACCGUUAAAAAUUAUGAAGCUCUAUCUGCGGCAAAUAAACUAUUAUUAGAAAAAAUGAACAAUCCUAACAAUACAACAGAAGGGAACAAAGAAAUGAAAACGAUAGUCGAUAAUUUAAAUAAAAAUAUAAACAAGAGUGGUGAAGAAAACAAAUUAAAUGUGAGAAGCACUGAAAAGGGAAGCAGCUUAAAUAAUAUGAUGUUAGGGAAAACUCUUUUCGAAACCCAAAUGAAAAAUAAUGGAAUUGAAAAAUCAGUAGCUCUAGGAUUUAAUAUCAAUACUAAUGAAUUGACUCCUAUUCAAAAAUUAAGAUUAAUUAAUGAAACAUCAAAAGAGAUUUCAACAAAUGAUGAGCCAGAUUUAAAUGAAAUGAUACCUGAACAUGUUCAGAAAAUUAUGCAAAGAAGAGAAUAUUUUAAAACAAAAAAUAAAUUAUUAAAAACAGAAACAGAUCAAGGAAGUGUAAAAAAAAUAAAACCAUUUGUUCCAACAAAAUAUAGUGAAUCAUUUAGAAAUACAUUUUAUACAAAUGAAAAUAAUAAAAAUAAUAUUUUUUCAUUAAAAAAUUUAAAUAGUAUGGGUAUAUUAGAUACCCCCAAUUAUACAAAAAAUAAUAAUGAACAUAAUGGGAAUGCAAAAAAUAUUUUAGAUUUAAAAAGUAACACAUAUAAUAAUGAUUAUAACACACAUACAGCCACAAUUGACAACUUAAGAAAUUGUAGUAAUGCUAGUAAUAUAAGUAAUAGUAGUAAUGGUAGUAAAUUUUCUCAGAUGAUAAAUAGUAUAUACACUAGUGAUCAAAUUGCAAAUAUGGAAAAUGAAUUAAAUUCACAAUCUGAUUUUGUAUCUAAUAUUUAUAAGUCUUUGGAUAAAGAAAAUCAUAUAUAUGGAAAACGUGAUAGAAAUAAUUUUAAUAUUGAUGAUCAAAAUUGUAUAAAUAAAAGUAAUAAUUCAAAUGAUUCAAGUUUUGUAAAUAAUAAUUUAACCCCUGAACAUGAAUAUUUAAAUUGUGAAACUAAAAAAAAAAAACACAAAUCAAACUCAGAUAUAGAUAAUGCUAACGAUGAAGAUAAUACCUCGGACUUAUCAAAAGGAAGUAGUAAUAAUACAUUUUUUAAUAUGGCAAAUUAUGUAAAAAAUAUUAGAGAUUCAAACAGUUUAAAUGAUAUAUCCAUGAAUUUAACUAAAUAUACUUUUCAAAAUGAAAAAAUUUUAUGUGAUAUAAUUAAUGAAAAUUUUAAUAUGGCAUUGAAAAUUUCUUCUUUAAAUGAUUUACCAUUUUUAUCUGAAGAUUUUUCAUAA